Molecule: messenger RNA, 1442 nt
Organism: Rhododendron vialii
Lineage: Eukaryota; Viridiplantae; Streptophyta; Magnoliopsida; Ericales; Ericaceae
Product: microtubule-associated protein RP/EB family member 1C-like
Exons: 6
Coding region: 93-1076 (327 amino acids)
Biological process (GO): thigmotropism; regulation of microtubule polymerization or depolymerization; spindle assembly
Cellular component (GO): microtubule organizing center; spindle midzone; microtubule plus-end
Molecular function (GO): microtubule plus-end binding
Source: RefSeq, a predicted model, not a curated record
AAAAUCCAACGCGCUCUCUCUCUCUCUAGAACGCGCUCAUUGCAGACAGAGAGAGAAACGAGGGAGAGAAUCAGAGAACGAUAAAACAAAAAAUGGCGACGAAUAUCGGAAUGAUGGACCCGGCAUAUUUUGUCGGUAGAUCGGAGAUCUUGGCGUGGAUCAACUCAUCUCUACACCUCAAUCUCUCCAAAGUCGAAGAGGCGUGUUCAGGUGCGGUUCAUUGCCAACUGAUGGGCGUGGUUCACACCGGAAUGGUGCCGAUGCACAAGGUGAACUUCGACGCCAGGAACGAGUACGAGAUGAUUCAGAACUACAAGGUUCUUCAAGAUGUCUUUAACAAACUCAAGAUCACAAAGCAUAUUGAAGUGAGCAAGCUGGUGAAGGGAAGGCCCCUUGAUAAUCUGGAGUUUAUGCAAUGGAUGAAGUGGUACUGCGAUUCUGUUAAUGGAGGCGGUCUGCACAAUUACAAUGCUUUGGAAAGGAGAGAGGCUUCAAAAGGAGGAAAAGACGUGAGCAAGAAAUCUGCACCAUCACAGCCUUCAACCAAAUCUUCAGCAGCUGCUCCCAAAACUCACACAUCACACAAUAAUCGAAGGAAUGACAUCCGCAUAACUAAUCAAUCGGUUAAGGCCUCUAGUAGACCUUCUUCGAGUGGAGGGCCUACGUAUGAUGAACAGAUCACCGAGUUGAAGUUGUCAGUGGACAGUCUUGAGAAAGAGAGGGACUUCUACUUUAUGAAGCUAAGGGAUAUUGAGAUAUUGUGCCAGUGUCCUCAGAUUGAAAAUUUACCAGUUGUUGACGCAAUAAAGAAGAUAUUAUAUGCAACAGAUGACAGUGCAUCCGUGGUGGCAGAAGCUCAAGCCAUGAUAUCACAGUCCCGGAGGGAAGUUGAACUGUUGAGUCCUAUUCCUGAAGUGCCAGAAGAAGGGCUAGUAAAGUCCGAUAAAAAGAAAAGGAAGCAGCAUAUUGCUAGUUUUGAUGUUGAUGCUGCUGCUAGCUCUACAUUGUCUUCAAGGCAAAGGAUUUCUGAUUCCUCUGAUGUCCAUUGCGGUGGAUCUCCACUUUUAACCUACUGAUUCCUCUCCAUAUUUUGACGAGGGAUGCUAUAUUUCCAUCUACUUCAGAAAUCCUUUCCAUGUUUGUGUUAUGCAGGUUGAAUUUAAUUUUGACUGUAUGGUUCAUGGAGUAUAAGGUUUUAUUUACUUUAAUACCACAAAUACUCUUCUCUCUGCCCAAGGUUAGUUGGAAUUAUGUUGUGAACUUUUAGGGAGUCCAAUUGCCCUCUAAGAGUACCUGUUUGGUGUAGAAUUCUGAGGUUCUGUUGUAUUACUUUCGUACACGCCAGUUAUCUGUUAUAUCUGUAAGAAUUGGUCUUGAAGCAUCUUGUUGAACUCAUGGACAGUGUAUUGGACUUCAUAAGCUACAAAGGUUGCUUAUUUUCA